AUGAAUACAACAGCAAAUAUCACAGAGUAUUACCCGUCUCCUCCGUUUGACCCUGGACCAACAUGGUCAAUUGUGCUGAAGAGCUUUCUGUUCUUGGUUAUUGUUAUUAUCACGAUCGUCGGCAAUGCUAUCGUCAUCACUAUCGUAUUCAAGAACCGUAGUAUGCGUAACGUUACCAACUACUACAUAGUCAACCUGGCGGCCGCCGAUUUGCUCAUAGCCUCUUUCACUGAGUGGGCUUUCGUAGUGGAUCAUUUCACCCGCAACUAUCCAUUCGGGGGAUUCAUGUGCAAGUUCAGUUUCACUGUUCAAGGGGUUUCAGUAAUAUGUAGCAUUCUGACAUUGACCGUGAUCGCCGGGGAUCGUUACUUUGCAAUCCUCCACCCACUGCGUGCACGAAUCACCGAACGAAAUACCGGCAUCGUGAUCGCAGCGGUCUGGACAAUCUCGAUUCUAAUCAACAUACCGAUAACAAUCCACUUGACUUACGAAGAGCAUACCUGGGACGAUGGCGUGUUCCAGACCUUCUGCUACGAGGAUUGGGAAUUCACGCCAGCGGAGGGAUGGUACACACUCAGCUUGUUUGUUGUAGCGUACCUGGUACCGCUGGGAAUAAUGAUGUUUGCAUAUCUGUCUAUUGGAAGGAGGCUGUGGAUUACAAGAGCUCCCGGAGAACGAAUCGAAUCAACAGUUGCGACCCAAGAUAAAAUGAAACGCAAGGUUAUUCGAAUGUUGAUUGUUGUUGUCGUCACAUUUGCCAUAUGUUGGUUGCCAUACCAACUAUUUAUGGUAUGUAUAGAUUGGGGGCCUAACCUCGGGGUCCCCGUACCGAUAAAGAAAGAUAUCUUCUUCUACACCUUGUGGCUUGGAUACGCCAACUCUGCGCUGAACCCAUUGAUAUACUGCGGCUUUAAUGAAAACUUUAGGCGUGGUUUCAUUCAAGUGUUCUCUUGUCGUUGCUGGCGAAAGCGGAGAGGUCUCCGCCCAGUGAAGUCUUCGUACAACAGUCAUACCGAUGGAUAUGGACUAAAAUGCUAUGAUUGUAAGGUGUCUUUUAAAGACAGGUAUUUCCCAACUGAUUGUCAGUUUAAUGUAGAAGAAACACUCGAUCCAAGAGAUUGCCAGCCACACGAGUAUUACUGUAUGGUGGUGCGAAAAGAAACAAACGGAGUGGUGACGUCUUUUGAAAGAAACUGUGCUAAGCCCAACAGGUGCCUUUAUGGCUGUAAAUACAGUGGAUUCGGGCUGACGAAAACACAGUGUACGUCAUGCUGCAGUCAGGAUGGCUGUAACACUGAUAAUCCAGCAGUGUCUGUUCGUCCCGUUAAAACGUACCUUGGGAUUCUUUUAUUAACUCUCGCGUUAUUAUCGCGCCUAACGCAAUGA
Saccoglossus kowalevskii is the source of this 1386-nucleotide messenger RNA. RefSeq names its product substance-P receptor-like. Gene Ontology annotation, cellular component: plasma membrane. Gene Ontology annotation, molecular function: neuropeptide Y receptor activity. Lineage: Eukaryota; Metazoa; Hemichordata; Enteropneusta; Harrimaniidae. The record is from RefSeq and is a predicted model, not a curated record. Gene Ontology annotation, biological process: G protein-coupled receptor signaling pathway.